AUGGAAAAAAAAGCAGUUUUGCUACCGGUAGUUGUGGUUAAAAGAUAUGAAGCAAGACUUCAAAGACAUAUGAGUGCUGUGUGUUUCUUGUUCACAGUGGACAGUGGGCAGGAAGACAAACUACAGCAAGAAAGGCUUAUAGGAGGGCUCAGGCUCAUAGCUCUGCUCCUUCUCACCAAUGUCAGCACUAUGUGUUCGAUGCACCCAAGUUUAUGCAGAGUCCCACGUUCAGUUUUUCUACUCAUUUUCUCAGGCACCUGCAUGUGGUAUCAGGAAGCAGUGCUUGUGACUGUAGAGAAGGGAAACUCUGUCUUGUUCAACUGUUCCCAGAAAUUUGCCAAUGCAGCAAAGAUUGACUUCACUUGGUAUAAAGAAGAAGCCAGCCAAAUGCGUAUUUGUGAAUUCGUUGUGGAGAACAAAACUGGGAAUAUGAGAAACUGCAAGACACGCCUGCUUGUCACUGGCUCACCAUGGCCAAUGCUGCUACUACAGGAUGUGAGGGUCAGUGACAGCGGGAGAUACACUUGUAAGACAGAAAAAAUCAUUCCACCGCCUCAUGUGGGGAUCACAAGUGAGACAAAUCUUUCUGUGGUGGGUCCUCCGGAUAUUACCCUGAAGUACACCUUCUUUAAUCACUCUUCAGACUGCGUACAGCUUUUAUGUAUUCUGGAGGACUUCUUCCCCUAUGAGGUGAAUGUAACCUGGUGGAGAGAUGAUUCGGGAGACAACCUGCAGAGUCUGUUCUCUGGUCAAACUGUUAUCAACGCAUCUCUUAACAUUUGCAAGCCCAACUGGAAAUCUGGUGAUGUGGUUUCUUGUUUAGUAAACCACUCUGCAUCUGCUUCAGUCAUGGGUAAAAAUGUCACUCUUUACCCUAAUAAAGACACACCAUGCUGUACAAAUCACUGGAUCUAUGUUGGUGCAAUCUGUGCAGGCGUCUCAUUUCUAAUUAUCCUGCUAAGCUACCCUGUAUUUAAAUGUAUUAAAGGCACUCAAUUGAAGUCUGAACCUCCGAACAUUAGUAUAUUUAAUAAUUUAGUAUAUGAGAACUAUCAGCAUAAUACAGCCAAUGAAAGCAAAGGAGGCAUCUCUGGAAAUGAGUCUAUUUAUGAGAACUAAGAACUUAGCUUGACUAACAUGUGAAGCGACCACAACGCACCGCCUGUCUAUGGAAAGAGACCGACACCAUUACUACAAUAUAAGUUUGUUUUUGUGCAACUGAAGCUUUUUUUUAGCUCCUUCCUGAUGUUUAUCUGCACCUAACAGUCAGAUAUGUGAAGCCCUCUGUGAUGCACAACAGACUGAAUGCUGGACCAUCAGCAUGGAGCCACUAGACUAGAGGUUUUUCACUACAGCCUGUCACUAUUGCCGUGCUCCAUGACAUUAAAAGGUGAAGUGGACAUUGGAAAGUAGCUGAAUGUCCUUUAAUUCAAAAUCUGUGACAACACUGUAAUGGGAUUACACCAAGCAGUAGGCAGUCUGGCACUGCAUCUGAUGUCAAAUAAACAAGUGAAGCUGCUUUUAACCAUGUGAACUAUUACAGUACAGUGAAAAGGGGAGUGCAUGAUGGGAGUUGAAGGAUGCUCUGCCUGCUUUCCAUGGCUAGCAUGUAUCCUGGAUGCAGUUUAAUGGCACGUAUACCAUUCUCAAGACAGGCUGAAGUAAAAAGCACACAAUUUGAAAGUUCUUCUGCAAUUAACAUUGGUGUGGCAAUUUCUGAAUAAGGUCAUGAAUAAAGCCAUGUGUUAAGAGUGUUACUGAACAUACAUACAGUAUGGCUUGACAAACUGCCUGAGCUUGUUCACCCAUUUCCAAGAAUCUGAUUACUCCAUGUAUUAUCGUAGUAUUUCCCUGUACUUACCCUUUAUCUGUUCUCUCAAGCGUAAGUGGUUCUCGUCAUGUUCGUUAUCGGGUUGGUCUACUGUUGCACUUUAAGAUGAACACACAUAUUCAUAGCUAUGCACAUACACACAGACCCUAACGAUGACAGUGUCCCAUGAAUGACACACACACGCUGAUUAACCUUUAGCACUUUAAACCACACAUCAGCCUGUCACUCAGCACUUCAAGAGACUUACUUAUU
Molecule: messenger RNA, 2083 nt
Organism: Erpetoichthys calabaricus (reedfish)
Lineage: Eukaryota; Metazoa; Chordata; Cladistia; Polypteriformes; Polypteridae
Exons: 5
Coding region: 1-1119 (372 amino acids)
Biological process (GO): T cell costimulation; negative regulation of T cell proliferation; positive regulation of T cell proliferation
Cellular component (GO): external side of plasma membrane
Source: RefSeq, a predicted model, not a curated record